This is a messenger RNA of Cinclus cinclus, 1026 nucleotides long. It is a transcript of the gene P2RY6, whose product is annotated as pyrimidinergic receptor P2Y6. The transcript has a single exon. Gene Ontology annotation, cellular component: plasma membrane. Gene Ontology annotation, biological process: phospholipase C-activating G protein-coupled receptor signaling pathway; cellular response to pyrimidine ribonucleotide. The record is from RefSeq and is a predicted model, not a curated record. Bases 37 to 1026 code for a protein of 329 amino acids. Lineage: Eukaryota; Metazoa; Chordata; Aves; Passeriformes; Cinclidae. Gene Ontology annotation, molecular function: G protein-coupled UDP receptor activity; G protein-coupled UTP receptor activity; G protein-coupled ADP receptor activity.
CCAGCAGAGAGAACACUGAGGGGUGGGAACACCACCAUGACCAACCUGACAGCAGUGAGCACCGGGAGGAACUCGUGCACCUACCAUGAGGAGUUCAAGCAGGUCCUGCUGCCCCUGGUGUACUCAGUGGUGUUUGUGGUGGGGCUGCCCUUGAACGCCGUGGUCAUCGGGCAGAUCUGGCUGGCCCAGAAAGCGCUGAGCCGCUCCACCAUCUACAUGCUCAACCUGGCCGUGGCUGACCUGCUCUACGUCUGCUCCCUGCCACUCCUCAUCUACAACUACACCCAGAAGGACUACUGGCCCUUUGGGGACUUCACCUGCAAAUUCGUGCGCUUCCAGUUCUACACCAACCUGCACAGCAGCAUCUUCUUCCUCACCUGCAUCAGCGUCCAGCGCUACCUGGGCAUCUGCCACCCCUUGGCCUCGUGGCACAAGAAGAAGGGCAAGAAGCUGACGUGGUUGGUGUGUGCAGCUGUGUGGUUCAUCGUCAUUGCCCAGUGUCUGCCUACCUUCGUCUUCGCCUCCACAGGCACGCAGAGGAACCGCACUGUCUGCUACGACCUGAGCCCGCCCGACGGCUCCGCCGCCUACUUCCCGUACGGCAUCACCCUCACCUUUACCGGCUUCCUGCUGCCCUUCGUGGCCAUCCUGGCCUGCUACUGCAGCAUGGCCCGCAUCCUGUGCCAGAAGGACGAGCUGAUCGGCCUGGCCGUGCACAAGAGGAAGGACAAAGCCGUGCGGAUGGUCAUCAUCGUGGUCAUCGUCUUCUCCAUCAGCUUCUUCCCCUUCCACCUCACCAAGACCAUCUACCUGAUCGUCCGCUCCUCGCCCACCCUGCCCUGCCCGGCCCUGCAGGCCUUCGCCAUCGCCUACAAGUGCACGCGGCCCUUUGCCAGCAUGAACAGCGUCCUUGACCCCAUCCUCUUCUACUUCACCCAGCGCAAGUUCCGGGAGAGCACCCGCUACCUCCUGGACAAGAUGAGCUCCAAGUGGCGGCAUGACCACUGUGUCACCUACGGCUCCUAG